AUGACAGGAGAAAUUGUACGACUAGCCAAGAGGAAAUGGGAAGCGUACAAAAGGUCUGGGCAUCUGAGGCCAGAACGGGCCCUGGAGGAAUAUCGGAAGAGGCGGUCAAGUUUCCGCAGAGCAGCUGGGCACCAGGUGACCGAUUAUGGGAGAGAAAGGUAUUUUGUUUUCAGUAAACUGUUCGCCAAUGAUACAGAUCAGAGCCGACACCAGGAAAUCCGGGGAAAGCUGGCUGCAGUGGAGAAUACCGGGUUUCAUAUCAGAAGGUGUGAUGUGCCUGGCAGUUUGGGGAAGGAGCAGAAGGUGGCGGGCGUGUGCCAGUCUGAGGGGUGCCAGUCCGAGGGGUGCCAGUCCGAGGGGUGCCAGUCCGAGGGGUGCCAGUCCGAGGGGGAGGUGUCCGGGCAGCGUUCCGAACGCCCGGAGCUCAGUAACUCCCCCAGCAUCAACGAGGAGAUCCAGCGCAUGCUCAACCAGCUGAGGGAUUAUGAGUUUGAGGACGGCUGUGACAGUCUGGCCUGGGAGGAGACGGAUGGGACCCUCCUGCUCUGGGAAGACCUGACCAAUGGGACCCCUACAGCCCCGGGAGACAUGGUCAGUGAGGUG
Hemiscyllium ocellatum (epaulette shark) is the source of this 603-nucleotide messenger RNA. RefSeq names its product non-homologous end joining factor IFFO1-like. The transcript has 4 exons. The record is from RefSeq and is a predicted model, not a curated record. The annotation marks the transcript as partial. Lineage: Eukaryota; Metazoa; Chordata; Chondrichthyes; Orectolobiformes; Hemiscylliidae.